Sarcophilus harrisii (Tasmanian devil) is the source of this 3421-nucleotide messenger RNA. It is a transcript of the gene MSANTD4, whose product is annotated as Myb/SANT DNA binding domain containing 4 with coiled-coils. The transcript is spliced from 3 exons. Lineage: Eukaryota; Metazoa; Chordata; Mammalia; Dasyuromorphia; Dasyuridae. The record is from RefSeq and is a predicted model, not a curated record. Bases 963 to 2012 code for a protein of 349 amino acids.
CUCUUCUUGACUCCAGGGUUGAUGUUCUUUCCACUGCACCAUUCAACUGUCCCUCCAAUAGUUAUUUAUUAUAGAAUGUUAUAAGAAACACAAAAGUUAUAAAGACCUGUCUACUUGAUAGUUCAAAUCUUGUUAUCUGCUUAUAUUUUAAAUCAUGACACCCUUUAAUGAUGUUUUGGUAUUUAGGCUCCAAAGUUUUGACCUAAAGAGUGAUACAGUAAAAAAUGCUUUAAAAUUAUUACCUAAGAAAUAUUUUAAACUUUUUAAAAAUAUAUAUAUAUUUUAAUUGACUAAGCCAGAGGUUCCCAGACUUUCUUGGCUUUCAUUACUCUGCCUCAGAAUUUCUUUCCUGGUAGGUAGCCAAAAGAAAUACCUAACAGUUACAGUUAUUAAAUAUGUCCAAACAGCUUAAUAAGUAGGAUUAUUGUAAAGUGAAUUCAUGUUCAGGAAAUCAUGCCCAUGAUUUAGACUAGAUGGUCUGAGGGUCCUCCCAAUUCUGAUUCUUUGAAAAUAGUAAAUGAUUUAAAGCUACUAUGAAUUCAGUAAUGCUUUUAAAUGAAUUUGCAUUAUAAUCAUAUCUUUAUACAGUUGAAAAAUAAUACAUAUUUAUCUAGCCUAUAGAAUAUGUAUUUGCGUGUGUGUGUGUGUGUGUAUGUGUUUAUGUAUGAAUUUUCCAGGUCAAUUCAAGAAACAUGUCACCAAGUAUGUGACACUAUGCUGGUUUUGGAGAUAUAAAGAGACAAGAAUAAGAUGGUCUUUGUCCUCAAGGGAGCUCAUAUUCUACUUCUGUUAAACAGUACAAUAUGGGAGGAGUUACAGGAUCCAACCUAUACUUCUAGCUGAGUAGAAAACUAUAAUUUUAAAACAAAGUGCCAACUAGGGAUUGUUUUUGGUCCCUGAAAUUUCUAGGCAUCAUUCAGUACUUUUACAUUGACAAUAAAAAUUGUAUUCAAGUUGGAAAAAUGAAGCAGUUGAAAAGAAAAAGGAAAAGCAAUUUUAGUGUUCAAGAAACUCAGACUCUUUUGAAAGAAAUUAGUAAGCGGAAAGAUAUCAUAUUUUCCAAGCAGCUCAAUACAACAAUUAAUGAGAUGAAACGGAAGGCUUGGGAAGAGAUUGCUGAGUGUGUGAAUGCUGUGGGGGAGGGAGAACAAAGAACGGGGACUGAGGUGAAAAGGCGAUACCUUGACUGGCGAGCACUUAUGAAGAGGAAAUGGUUGAAGGCGAACAUAAAGCUUGUGGGCUCUGGCUACCCCAUUUCAUCACCAGAUUUCAAUGACUCUAUUACCGAAGAGUUGGAUGAAAAGAUUUUAUUUCCAAAUGAGUCAAAUUUGGAUUGGCAAAAUACAGCUGAUUUCAAGGAAGCAGGUGGGUCCUUAACAGAAGUCAAAGAGGAAGAAGAGGAAGAGGAAUUGAAGGGUCCACAGCAUUUUGAAUUUGAAAUGGAAGAGGAGGAGGAAGCAAUGUUAUCUUCCGUGGUACCAGAUUCUAAGAGGGAAAACGAGCUUGAUGAUUUCCCCCACAUCAAAGAAUUUGGUACUCUUUCUUCAAUACAGCCUCAGUCUACCUAUGAUGAUUCCUAUUUACUUAUAACCUUGGAGAAACAGAAGCUUGAGAUAGAAAAGCAACGGCUAGAUAUCGAGGCAGAAAGGUUACAGAUAGAAAAAGAACGCCUACAAAUUGAGAAGGAACGGUUAUGGCAUUUAGACAUGGAGCAUGAAAGACUCCAAGUAGAGAAAGAACGUCUGCAGAUUGAAAGAGAAAAAUUGAGGUUACAGGUUGUCCAUUUGGAGAAACCUGCUUUGGAAAAUGAUCUUGGCCAAGCAGAAAAAAACAUUCUGCAGCCUCUGGAUUUAGAGACUGAGAAAUUGAAACUUGAGAAAGAACGCUUGCAACUGGAAAAAGAUAGGUUGCAGUUUUUGAAGUUUGAAUCUGAGAAGCUUCAGAUUGAAAAGGAACGCUUACAGAUAGAAAAGGAACGACUUCGUAUUCAGAGGGAGGGACACUUGAAAUGAAUUUUCUAAGUUUCCAUUAGUAAUGGAUAGCUUCAUGUAAAGGUUUAUAAGUCAUAGGUAGGAUUUCUCUAAAUCAAGUAGCAACAAGAUAGUUGCUUUUUUUUUUUUAUUUUAGCUGUUUUUCUGUCAGUGUAUUUAAAAUAAAAAAAAAAUGUGGUAGGCAAUAACUCAUUGUGACUAAGUAGUACAUAUUUUAUGUGAUAUAGCUUUUUCACCAUAGGAAAAAUGAAUGUGUUAUUCUCUUCCAUUCAGUAAUGUUACAUAGAAUGUUGUGUGAUAUGUGUCCAGGAUUCAUAAGCACCUUCAUGUUUAGGCUAAUUGUAUAAUUUCAAUAUUAUAUUAACUUUGCUCCUAAAACUACAGACAGGUGAAAUAAAUUCACAUUGGUUAUUUGAAUGACCAAAACAUUAAAUAUUAAAUAUGUAGAAAUGUGUAGUUAUCUUAUAGUGUAUUGAAUGAUAAUAAUCCUUUUUCCCUCACACAACACUUCAGUUCAUAAACAGCCAUUUAAGACUCAGCAGUUCAGGAAUUGUUAGGGAUUUACCUAAAAUAAAUCACAUUUGAAGACUGUUCAAUUUAUCCUGAUGACUUUGGAUCUUUUUGUCAGUAUCAAACCUGUGUAGACACAGCUGCAGAAUUAGUCCCCUUUCUUCUUGAGUCCUACAAAAAACUAUCUUCUCUAUGUUAACAAAAAACUUGAACAAGUAAAUGAGUGAGCAUGAUAGAAAUUUUGCAGUUGUACGUGAGUUUAAAUCCUGUGGCAAUUUUUAGGCUUUUAAAAAAUGGAGUUGUGGGGAGGGGCAUACUUUUUAAGACAAAAUGGAUUUCUUCCUUUUGCCCCACUCCAAGGAAUAAUAUUUGUUUCAUCAACUCUAUUGGCACUAAUCACAGGAACUAAGGAUUUAUUUAAAUUGGAGAAAAUCCUCUCCUUAAUACUGGAGGUGCUUCCUCCAUGCUCAGGUCAUAACCCCUGCUCCAACCACUGUUGGUGGGUUAGGGUGUAGAGCUAUUGCUUCCUGGGCUGGUUCUGGGAAUUGAAGUCUUCCAUUGAUCAAUUUAGCACCUUUCAUGAGCACUACAUUCACUUUAGAAAAAAAAAAAAAAAAAAGGGAGGAGAAGAGAAUGGAAACAUCUUUCAACUAGAUCUUUUGUAUUUUCUGUUUUGUACAACUGAAGCCUAGCACUUAAUUCAUCUCACACAUUGAGAGAACUUGACUGGCUGUGUAUUUGCUCCUUAUGAAAUCCAGAGUGGCUUGCUGAUGUGUAAAACUAGAACAUAUGCCAUAAGUUACACAUAUAUAGGUUAUAUGUGUAUAGGUAUAUUUGUACUUCCUGACUCUGCAAAUAGUGUUAUUUUUCUAUUGUUAAGACAACCACUUCUGCCAUAGAAAUAAAUUUACUUAAACUGA